Molecule: messenger RNA, 1950 nt
Organism: Rubroshorea leprosula
Lineage: Eukaryota; Viridiplantae; Streptophyta; Magnoliopsida; Malvales; Dipterocarpaceae
Source: the annotation of a GenBank genome assembly
UAACAGGCAAACGCUACCCAAUUCACUUCACACCUUCAUUGGCUUUUCCUGACCAUGAUUUGGUUUUCAAGAUGCAGGGGAUUCAUCUUGGCCUCGUGUUUCUCGAUCAUCUUCAUGGCUCUUCCGGUUGCUGAUGCUAGAAUUCGCCGGUACAGAUGGGAUGUAAAGUACGAGUACAAGUCCCCUGAUUGUGUUAAGAAGCUUGUCAUCACCAUUAACGGUCAAAGUCCAGGGCCCACAAUCAGGGCACAGCAAGGUGAAACCAUCAUCGUCGAGCUUACAAAUAAUCUGCUGACAGAGAAUGUUGCAAUCCACUGGCAUGGAAUCCGACAGAAAGGAACACCAUGGUUUGAUGGAACUGAAGGGGUGACUCAGUGUCCAAUUGUGCCUGGAACCACUUUCAAAUACCAGUUUGUUGUUGAUAGAUCUGGAACAUACUUGUAUCAUGCACAUUAUGGAAUGCAAAGAGAAGCUGGACUGUAUGGAUCAAUCCAUGUAUCACUUCCGGACGGGGAAAAGGAACCCUUCACCUACGACUAUGAUCGGAACAUCAUCCUAACGGAUUGGUACCACAAGAGUACUUAUGAGCAUGCCGUUGGCCUGGAUUCCAUUCCCUUUCAAUGGGUUGGGGAACCUGAUUCGCUUUUGAUCCAUGGAAAAGGAAGGUUCAAUUGCUCUAAACUCACCACUGCAAGUUUAGAUGCCGGUAUCUGUAAUGCCACAAAUCCAGUCUGCUCUAAUUAUACAUUGACUGUAGUCUCUGGAAAAACAUAUCGCCUUAGAAUUUCCAGUUUAACUGCUCUAUCCGCUCUUAGUUUCCAGAUAGAGGAUCAUAACAUGACUAUUGUGGAAGCAGACGGGUUUUUUGUUGAGCCAGUUGUAGUACAGAACUUGUUCAUAUACUCUGGUGAGACAUACUCUGUUCUGAUUAAGGCCGAUCAAGAACCUUCGAGAAAUUACUGGGCAACCACCAGUAUUGUUAGCCGGGACUCCAGUACUCCGCCGGGGUUAGCCGUUUUUAAUUACUAUCCAAACCAUCCAAGGAGAAGCCCUCCGACUGAUCCCCCAACCGGCCCUGCCUGGGACGACGUUGCUCCACGGAAGGCACAGAGUAAUGCCCUGAGAGCUCGCCACGGCUUCUUUCACCCACCCCCUCCCCUCCACGAUAGGAUGAUUGUGUUCCUCAACACUCAGAAUUUAGUAAAGGGCCGUACCCGAUGGUCUGUCAACAAUGUCUCCUUCACUCUUCCGGACACGCCUUACCUGAUUGCGCUCAAGGAGAAUUUAACUGAUACUUUUGAUCAAACCCCACCGCCGGAUGGAUACGACUUCCUGAAUUAUGAUAUUUACAAGCAACAAGACAACCAAAAUGGCACUUCCAGAAACGGAAUUUACAGGCUGGAUUUCAACUCCACGGUGGACAUUAUACUUCAGAAUGCAAACUCCAUGCAGCGGAAUAAAAGUGAGACGCAUCCCUGGCAUCUCCACGGACAUGAUUUCUGGGUUUUGGGCUAUGGGGAUGGCAAGUUUGACAUGUAUAAUGAUCCCAAGAAGUACAAUUUGGUAGAUCCUGUGCUGAAGAACACUGUGCCUGUCCACCCGUAUGGUUGGACUGCUUUGAGGUUUCAGGCGGACAACCCAGGAGUCUGGUUAUUCCACUGCCAUAUAGAAUCCCAUUUUUUUAUGGGUAUGGGAGUAGUGUUUGAAGAGGGAAUCGAGCAGGUAGGGAAACUGCCUUCCUCCAUUAUGGGAUGCGGUGAAACUUUAGGUCGCCACUCACCUUAAUUGGCAAGUUUUACAGUAACAUUUUCAUAUUCUAAUCCUACCCAUGUAAAAUUUGUUAGAAAAUGAUUAGGUAUGAUGUUCCCUUGUAGUGUGAAAAAUUAGAGUGUCAUGUCAAAGAAAUGUGAAAAAUAAUAAUAAUAAUAAUAAUAAGUGAUUUAAAUAUGU